CUGCAGACUGACCGAAAGAGACUGUGUAUGUACCUGUACAUUAAUCUGUCUAGCUAUACGACCUGUUCAGCUAUCUAUCGACGGAGGGCAUUAGACAACCAAAGGACUUGACUGACUCAGAGCAACAAGGUCAAAUACUCAAUUUUCCGUUGAUUUGAAGGUGAAUUACAGCUACCACAACAACGCGGUGCGUGUGUGCAUGAUGAGCGGCUGAGGAGGAGGAGGAGGAGGAGAAGGAGGCUGCGGUCUGAAACCAGAUUUUAUCCUGGAUAUUUCGAAACAAACGUCGUCGUUCACACAGGGCGGCAGUGUAUCAAUUUGAUAUGUUAUUAUAUUCCCCAGACCGCCUCUUUCCAUCCCGAUUUUAAGGGGGUCUGACCCGUUUUCUGCCUCCUGAGGAUCCUCCAGCAGCGGGACGUUGAACGUUUUUUCCUCCAGAUAUGGAGUGUGAAGAUGCGGAUUGCAGAGGAAUCCCCACCGCUGGUUUAGCCGCAUUGGUUUCAUUAUACACAUCAAUGCGGUGUUGUUUUCGGCAGUAAUAAAAAGAACUAUGAAUACACAUUUUCUUGCCAGCGAAAUAAAUCGGUGAUUUUGGAGCACGACUGGACUCCCAUUAGCAAACGUGAGAGCUAUCCUGCUAGCCUGUUUGUAGUAACGUUAGCUAUUAGCUCAUUUAGCCGGCUAACAGCUAAAAGGUGCUGGCUGAAGAUUUAAAAAGCGUUUUAAGAAUUUUGACCACGUUGUGCCGACGUUUUUUCCCCGUCAACAUAUUUAUUUACAUGGUUUGGGAGGAUUUACUCAUCCAGGAAUGAGGUCUCGAACGGAAAGGAACCGCUUGACCUUGUUUUGGGGUCUGAUGCUGGGUCUGUCGUCCUGCCUCCGGCCCGCCACCGCAGAGAUCUGCGGUCCCAGCAUCGACAUUGGCAACGACAUAAGUGAAUUCAGGCGUUUAGAGAACUGCACAGUGGUGGAGGGCUACUUACAGAUCCUCCUCAUCGGUGACAAAAACAACAAUAACGUCAACCAGGAAGUCUUCCGCUCCCUCAGCUUUCCCAAGUUAACCAUGAUCACUGACUACCUGCUGCUAUUCCGGGUGUCCGGCCUGGACAGUCUGAGCACGCUCUUUCCCAACCUCGCCGUCAUCCGCGGACGAAACCUCUUCUACAACUAUGCCCUGGUAAUCUUUGAGAUGACCAGCCUGAAGGACAUCGGCCUGUACAACCUGAGGAACAUCACACGCGGCUCCAUCCGAAUUGAGAAGAACCCUGAGCUCUGCUACCUAGACUCCAUAGACUGGUCCCUCAUCAUGGAUGCGGAGUUCAACAACUACAUUGCAGGGAACAAGCAGUCCAAGGAGUGCAGCGAUGUUUGUCCAGGCAUCAUGGAGAACAACCCUCAGUGCAGAAAGACCAUGUUCAACAACAACUACAACUACCGCUGCUGGAAUUCCAAUCACUGUCAGAGAGAGUGCCCUGAGAAGUGUGUACGGCGAGCGUGCACAGUGGACGGCGAGUGCUGCCACCCUCAGUGUCUAGGCAGCUGCACAGUCCCUGGUAGUGACACAGCAUGUGCUGCAUGCGUGCAUUACUACCACCAAGGACGCUGUGUGGCUGACUGCCCUCGCGGCACCUACAAGUUCGAGGGCUGGCGCUGCAUCAGUGCCGAGCUUUGUUCUAAAGUCCACCUCCCCGAAUUCGACAGCUUCAUCAUCCACGGUGGAGAGUGCAUGCCUGAUUGCCCGUCUGGCUACACACGCACUGCACCCAACAGUAUGUCCUGUACAGCCUGUGAUGGUCUGUGUGAUAAAGUGUGUGAGGAGAAGGUCAUCGACUCCAUGGACGCUGCUCAGUCUCUCAAAGGCUGCACUGUUAUCAAAGGCAACCUGCAUAUCAACAUCCGCAGAGGCCACAACAUGGUGGCGGAGCUGGAGAGUUUCACAGGUUUGAUCCAGAGGGUGACGGGUUACGUGCGGAUCAGACACUCCCACACUCUGAGCUCCCUGGCCUUCCUCCGCAGCCUCAGAUACAUCGAUGGAGAAAACCUGCUGGACGACAUGUAUGCCUUCUCAGCAUUCGACAACCAGCAGCUCCAGUAUCUUUGGGACUGGAAGCAGCACAAUCUCACCAUCAAAACAGGAAAGCUGUUCUUCAGAGCUAACCCAAAGCUCUGCAUGUCUGAGAUCCGCAACAUGUGGAACAAGACGGGCAUCCAGGGCCGCUUUGAUGAGAGCGAUUUCCGAAACAACGGCGACCGUGCCAGCUGUGAAAGCACUAUCCUAAAGUUUAAGUCCAAUAGCACUAGCAGUAAAAGGAUCAAACUGACCUGGCAACGCUACCGGCCCCCGGACUACAGAGACCUCAUCAGUUUUAUCGUCUACUACAAGGAGGCGCCGUACCAGAACAUCACAGAGUUCGAGGGGCAGGAUGGCUGCGGCUCCAACAGCUGGAACAUGGUGGAUGUGGAGCUGAGGCCAGACAAGGACUCGGACCCCGGAGUUCUGCUGUCCAACCUGAAACCCUGGACGCAGUACGCUAUCUUCGUCAAAGCUAUCACGCUGAUGGUGGAGGACAAACAUAUGCCGACUGCCAAGAGCAAGGUGGUCUACAUCCGCACAAGCCCCUCAGCUCCCUCCAUGCCUCAGGAUGUGCGAGCAUACUCCAACUCCUCCACACAGCUGGUGGUGCGUUGGUCGCCCCCUGUCUCACCAAAUGGGAACCAGACUUACUACCUGGUCAGAUGGCAGCAACAAGCCGAAGACAGGGAGCUUUACCAGCACAACUACUGCUCUAAAGAGCUGAAGAUCCCUAUACGGAUUGCUGCCAUUGGUGUGGGAGACCAGGAAGAGGACACUAAGCCCACUAAGCCAGAUCCUGAGGGGGCAGAUAAAGGUCCUUGUUGCCCCUGCCCCAAGUCAGUGGAGGACCUGGAGGCAGAAGCUGCUGACGCCUCUUACCGAAAAGUCUUUGAAAACUUCCUGCACAACUCAAUUUUUACACCAAGGCCACCCGAUCGUCGCCGUAGAGAUCUCUUUGGCAUCGCCAACUCCACUCACUCCCGCCGCAACCGCCUGCACACCAACAGCAGCACAGUCCCUCCUCUCCAAGCUGCUGGUAACAGUAGCACCACCGCUGACCUGGAGCCGGCGGACAGAGAGUUCGAGUUCAUGGAGCAAUCUGUGACGGAGCGUGAGCUACAGAUCUCCGGCCUGCAGCCGUUCACGGUUUACCGCAUUGACAUUCACGCCUGCAAUCGACAGGUGCAACGCUGCAGCGCGGCAGAGUUCGUCUUCUCCAGAACCAAGCCUGCAGAAAAGGCUGAUGACAUACCAGGCAAAGUGACCUGGGAGGGCCACGAGGACUGGGUGUUCCUGCACUGGCCAGAGCCACCUCACCCCAAUGGACUCAUCCUCAUGUACGAGAUAAAGUUUAAACUGGCUGCUGAGACCGAGAAGCACGAGUGUGUCUCCGGUCACAUGUAUCAGGCCCAGCGUGGCGUUCGGCUUUCCAACCUCAGUCCAGGAAACUACUCAGUCAGAGUGAGAGCCACGUCACUGGCUGGCAACGGCUCAUGGACACACACUCUGGAUCUCUAUGUCGCUGAACGAUAUGAAAACGUUCUCUAUGCGAUGAUCUUUGUUCCUAUCGCCAUCAUCCUCUGCAUCUGCCUUCUGGUCACAAUGUUGGUGGUCCUCAACAGGAAAAGGAACAGCGACCGUCUUGGAAAUGGAGUCCUGUAUGCCUCAGUCAACCCAGAGUACUUCAGCGCUGCAGAAAUGUAUGUACCGGAUGAGUGGGAGGUGGCGCGGGAGAAGAUCGCCCUGAGUCGUGAGCUUGGCCAGGGGUCAUUUGGCAUGGUGUAUGAGGGCUUGGCAAAGGGCGUGGUCAAAGACGAACCAGAGACGCGUGUCGCCAUCAAGACCGUCAACGAAUCGGCAAGCAUGAGGGAGAGAAUCGAGUUUCUCAACGAAGCCUCUGUCAUGAAGGAGUUUAACUGUCACCAUGUGGUUCGUCUCCUGGGAGUGGUCUCCCAGGGCCAGCCCACUUUGGUCAUCAUGGAGCUGAUGACACGAGGAGACCUGAAGAGUUACUUACGCUCACUCCGACCGAAAGAGCAGCAAUGGUCGAGCCUGUCUCUCCCCCCUCUGAAGAAGAUGCUUCAGAUGGCAGGGCAGAUCGCUGACGGCAUGGCUUACCUCAAUUCCAACAAGUUUGUCCACAGAGAUCUGGCAGCCAGGAACUGCAUGGUGGCCGAGGACUUCACUGUUAAGAUAGGAGAUUUCGGCAUGACCAGAGAUAUCUAUGAGACAGAUUACUACCGCAAAGGUGGUAAGGGUUUGCUCCCCGUCCGCUGGAUGUCACCCGAGUCUCUAAAGGACGGAGUCUUCACCACUAACUCUGAUGUCUGGUCAUUUGGGGUUGUGUUGUGGGAGAUUGCCACUCUGGCAGAGCAGCCCUACCAGGGUCUGUCCAAUGAACAGGUGCUGCGCUUUGUCAUGGAGGGAGGGCUGCUGGAGAAACCACAGAACUGUCCUGACAUGCUGUUUGAACUGAUGCGAAUGUGUUGGCAGUACAAUCCAAAGAUGCGCCCAUCCUUUGUGGAGAUCAUCAGCAGCAUUAAGGAUGAGCUGGAACCGUCUUUCAAAGAGGUUAGUUUCUUCUACAGCACUGACAACAAGCCAACCGAUGACCAACAGGUCCACCUGGACAAAAUGGACAACAUUGGUGACGUUCCUCUGGAGCCCCCUUCUUCCACACAGCCACAGCAAUCCCCAGUCCCCCAACAGACCCCGCCCUCCCCGAGCUCAGAGGCUCCACCCGCCCCCUCGCUAAGCCCCAGCUCCCCAUCCUCUCCCUGUACGUCAACUGCUGCCAUGGACAAGCAGGCCUCCGGUCAGCAGGCAGCUAACGGGCUGUCGGGUCCGAGCCUUGCAGCAGGGUCAGGGCUCGGGACAGGUGCAGGCGUCACGAUGCGGCCGUCUCUGGAGGAGCUUCCGCCAUAUGCACACAUGAACGGAGGACGCAAAAAUGAACGCGCCAUGCCUCUCCCGCAGUCCUCUGCCUGCUGAUGGGACAGAGACACCUACCAGACUGCAAACCCUGCCACCUGCUGCUCUGCGGAACAUGAUGUCACAGUGGGUGGGAUCUCUUUUUUCUUUUCUUUUUUUUUUUUCUUUUUUUUAGAUGAACUACAGCAAAACCAGUGAGGAGCAAAGACUCAGAGGAAGGUGGAGUAAAGUGUCAGUUAGUUCAUGUUCUGCUGUAACUCUACACACUUUAUUUCAUAUUGUACUUUUGGUUUCUACCAGCUGGCUGUCAGAUGUGACACUGCCCUUGCUGCUGAGUGGGAAGACCAAAAAAUGGUAAAAGAAAGAAAAAAAAAUACAAAUCAUUUGAGGGAGCUCUCUCUUUCUCUCUCUCUCUCUGUCUCUCUUUAUGGCUGAACUUAUUUUAUAAAUUGUUGUUUGUUACUUUUUUAUAUGUAUUUCCAAAUGGGAAAACAAAAUGUGUAGGCCUUUAUAAAUGACCGGCGUUUUGGUCGCUUUUGGGCGGGCAUUAUGGUGAAACUGUUAAGCAUAUCUAAUGAAGAAGAAGCACUUCAGAGAGGUCAGUGUCUCCGUCGGUCAUUCAGAAGUCUUGCUGCUCUGCGGGCUGGGUGUCAGCGUAAUGCCAAGUCCUCUGAAACAAACAACCAGAGGGAGAAAGGUCAAAUCUGCCAAAUUUGUUGCCAAAAUUGUACUUUUUGUCAAAUUAUCUCCUCUUGCCCAUUAAUUCUCCAACACACCGGAUUGAAAAUGGAAGCAAAAACAAAAGCACUUUGAUCUGCAACCACACUCUUCUUAAAUCUGUGAUCAAACAUCCCUCUACAGUCCUACACCACUCCUCUAUUGAUGUUUGAUAUCUUCAGCUUCUGUAUUCUAUCAAAUUGACAUCAGAGACUUUGGUUACAUCAAUUUAACUGAAAUUGAGCCACAUCCUGUCACAAAGUGCUGUUCUGUUACGGUUUAAACACCAAAUCCCGUAAAUAAAGAAGCAAAAAAAAACCCCUCAAAGUGAGGACUGCAGAGGGAAAAGCAUGAAGAGGAAAACAAAUAUGAACACUAGAUUUAUAAUGUCUCUCUAGAUCUAUAAUGUCUCUCCGUGUUCAGAGGCAUCCUUGUUGUAUACAGACAGGUAUUUUUUUAGACUAGUCGUUAGUCUCCAACAUUUACAACAUCUCUACAUGGGCAGAGCGUUUAUGUACACACCAGUUGUUUGUGUCACUUUUCUAACUUUUAUACGGUUGGAGACAUUUAUCAUGUACAGAAAGAAGCUGCUAUUCCUUAUUUCUCUUGUGGUUGUAAUAUAGUUAAUAUCUAUAUAUAAAAAGAGAAAAAACUCCUUCAGGUUGAAUAUACGAAAGUUUCCACUACAGUCCAUUUUUUUAAUGCUUGUAACUGUGUAAAGUGUAUCUGAGCUAGUUUCGUUUCUGUGUUUGCAUAAAAGGUACGACAAUUUGCCUUGUGUUUUGAAACACCGGUAACGUCCCCACCCAUCUGACUAGAGGACAGUGAUGGUGCCAGUGACCAUCGAUGUUCUCGUGUUCUCUCGGGACACCUUCGACCUCUGUCCUCUAGGGUUUGGACUAGACCACCUCUACCCAUCAUCAUACUCGGAGGUCAGGCGUCACUGCUGAGUCCCAACUAAAUCUCAGGUCAAAGAGAAAAGUUAAAUCCUUUUCUACCCUUUUUUGUGCUGUUCAUACCCAGAGACAUCCUGUCUGGUGUGUGUCUGGUUCUAUGUCCCUCUGACUCUGUUAUUGUAUUUUCUUUGAUCAUUAGACAAUGUUACCUACAUCAGUCUGAACCCAGAAUGGGGAUUUCCAGUUUUGAAUGGGUCCUUGCACUUAUUGUAUGGAGCCCCAAUACUGACAAAACGUAGUGAAAUGUCAUGAGAUGAGUCAAAAGAUAACUUAGUACAUCAAAAUAUAUUAUGGAAUUGUUAUUAGAUAAUGGAAAUGGAGCAUAAAGACUUAAAAAGCUUGUUAUUGUUUCCCUUUACCCUCAGCCAGGGGAUAAAAUAAAUUAUAACUUUAGAAAUGUAUCUUACUUCCCUAUUCCACUGGCUCAUGUCAUCUUUCAACUCCUGAGUUUCCCUUUUUUUGGGGUUCUUGCCAUAGAUUUGAUCAUUUAUUUUAUUUUUCCAGUUUUUCAUACGACAUUUGUAAAUGCUAAAAGAGUUAGCUAAAUAGUGCUACUAAAUGAAAGGAGUGAUUAAAUGACAUGCAGCUGCAUGUUAAGGAUAACACAACAAAAAGUCCAAGACUUAUUUCCAUCCUUGAUGAAUACAUGUGACAUGCACUUGAAGAUGAACACAGUUUUAUGAAAAUAAAAAUAAGUAGUGUUAGCUAGCUACCUUUGUUAGCAUAGUUAGCUGCAGCUAGGUUGCAAGCUGAAAGGAGCUAAUGUCCUCAGUAACCAGUAUUUUCAGGCAAAAUAACUAGCCACACAGUCCUUUCAAUUGCUCCACCGAUGUUACACAUACAUACAAACCCUGGACAGAUUAUAUUAAACAUGUACACAGCAACAUUGUUAUCAUGUAAGUACUCGAAAAAUAGGAAAUGUGCUAAAGAAAUGGGAAGUGUUGUAAACAUAAAAGAUUAAAACUGUCAAGACAAAAAAAAGGAAAACUGAGUAGUUAGGGGGGAGAAAAAGGACAAGUGAGAUAGAGGAGUAGAGUAAAUGAGAUUUUAGAAAGGGUAAUUAUUCAUCUUUAUAUUUCCCUUUACUCUUUAAUUUAAUUAUUUAGAUAACAGUAUUAUUUAUUGAUGAGUUCAGUUUUUGACUAUGGCAUUUCAUUAGAUCUUGUCAGUUUCCAGGUUCCAUAUGUCUGUGCUGUGUCAUAACACUUGGUUCAAGGUACAAAGUAAAUGCAAAAUAGAAUUUAUUUAAUGGAGCUGCGAGUCUUAACAUCUUAUUUUCCUGAAGGCAAGUGCAAAAAAACCCUGUCUGUUGGAUAAUUUCACAUGUUAUCACUAAUCAACGUCUCUCUUGAAUCAAGGGUGCUGCUGGAGUAACCCAUAUUAUUUAUCUUUUUUCAACAUAUUAACAUGUUUGUAGAAGAUUGCUGAAGUUACAUUGGGUUGAGAAAUAAGUGAAAUGAUCUCACAGCACUGAGAGAAUUUUUGAAAUGCUUUAGGAAAAAUAGGAUUUCACAACUGAGGAUGACACUGAAACGAUUCACAGGAGGAACAAAUGCUGGUGAGGCCCUCUUCCUCCAGGACAUAUUUUUUUAUUAGAAUACUAAAUCUAAAUUCAACAACACCCAUUUGGUCAGAGAACUAACUGUAACUGGAGAUCCCUGUGUUGAACAUGUAAGCAUGUAACAGGCUGCUUCAUCAAUGUUUACUGAAGAAACCCAUCAGACUAACAUUUGAAGGUGAGUAUGAUCAGAGUGGACCACGUGGAAUAGAUUUUAAAGGCUCAUUAACCUCAAAAAGUUGCAUUUGGAUUCCCAGCCCAGAUGUUUCUUCCUUGUUUCUGUUACUUUUUUGUGAAGUGUAAAUCACUGUACAAAAGUUUUUUUUUUUUCCCCCUUCUGAUUUUUUGAUGUUCUUUUGCUAUUUUGGGGGAAGGUUUUGUUUAUUAUUCCUUCAACCAUCCAUCUACCUCACUGUUUUUUUUUUUUGUUUGUUUUUUUUUUUUCAAUCUAUAUACAUGUACAGAAAAACAAAACAUCUCUGUUGUCCGGCUGUAAUGGCGGUCUUACUGAGUGCUGUUAAUAUGGUCAAAUUCAAACCACAAACCAAACCAUCCUGGGGGUCAGGGGGGAUUUCAAGAACUGCUGGUGACAUUUGGGACAAAUCGAUCAUAAAAGGGAGCGUUUCAACUAAGUCUAAUAAAUCAUAAGUAACUGAUAACAGUUUUGCUUGGGGUCUGGAAGAUUAGGAGGCUGGUUUAUUUCUCAAAUGCUCUGCUGUGAGAGGAGCUGUUAGGAUCAUGGAAGAAGGAAGGAAGUGCAGUCCUGCUGCGAGAGGCUGUGGUGUGUUCCUCCCCUGUUGUUAAAACCUCCUGACCUCCUCAUCCCCUUUCUCCACACUCCCCUCUCCCUAGCCUGAAGUCUAGCCCCAGUUUGUUGGCUCUAUUACAUUACUACAUGCAUCUCCCUUUGUUUUGUUUUUUUGGUGGUUGUUUUAGGAAACAGUGUUGCAACUUGAGAAACAGGUUAAAAAUCUUUCUUUUUUUUUUUCAUGCUGCAGUUAGAAUAUUUUUUCAUUCAGAUGGUUAGAGGAGUUCUUGAGGAUUAUUAUGAAUUAAAUUGGAGGUUAUCAGAUGACCCCCUCAUGGUAUUUUUGUAUGUAUAGAGAAUCGUUAUAGGACUUCUGUGAGUCACCUGAGGCUGUUAAAGAAGAUGGAGCCUUUCCUGGUGAUUUGUGUCUAGUUUGGGAUGGUUUAAACUGGCUAAUUUUCAAUAUCACACACAAAUUACUGCUGCAAGUAUAUGUUACAGUAAAAAUUAAAACAAGAUGUGUUUCUUUGCUCUCCCAACUGAUUAAUGACUUGUCCAAUAUUCUAUCCUCUGUAACAAUUGUUUAACUGGCAGGUUAAUCUGAGUUUCCACAUUCUCCAAUGAGCUUAAAUGUUUCCAGAGGGCUGUUUGUUUUUUUCAUUAAUGAGUGAAGCCGUGUGAAUGACCAGGUAGAAGUCAGUCAGUCAGUCAGUCAUGUGCCAUAUCUGACCUGAGAGUUGGCUAAUGAGCUGUACUGGUUGUUAUGGAAACACCUCUGCUAACAGAGGAGCUAGUUAUAUUUCUUCUUCUUCGUGUGUCGGUUGACGGAAUACUCUUGAGGGUUUUUUUUUUUUGUUACUACUAUUACAGGACUUCGGCACAGAUCCCUGUGCCUAUACCUGUUACCAUGGUGAUCGUAAUCCCAGUAAAAAGCAUCCUUGCUGUUCUCUUUUUUUGUGAGUCUUCUUCCCACCCUAACAACGCAGGUUUGUAAUUUCAGGCUGGGAGUCUGGGUGAUAAGGGAUCUAGUUUGGAGGACUCUGGCCCAGUCACCACAGCAGACUAAUCACAGUGGCAGUCUAAUGCCAGCUUGUACUGACAUGAUGAGGUCAGGAUGGGUAUUUCACUGUUUGUGGUCUGAUUUUUGCCUCACUUUUACCACUGGAACACCUCACAGAGCGGACAUAAGUUGAACAAAUUUCUUCCUUUUUUUUUUUUUUCUAUUUUGUUACAUUGAUGGCCAAUUUGUUACCAAGAUUUUGAUGUGUGUAAAUUAUUCAUAGCCUUCCAACUCUUGCGUUUCUAUUGAAAUGAUCUGUUAGACUAAGGGUUCAUUUUGGUUUUCUUUUGUACAUGCUGUUGUAAGAAUUUUUCCUGUUAUCAAUAUAAUCUGAGUACUGGGAAAAAUGAUUGGCUGAAGGAAAAGAGAAUGUCUGUUUCUCCAAUUCUUUUUUUAUACAUGAGAUUUAAGAUGAAUAAAAAUGUAUGCAAACUGUU
Seriola aureovittata is the source of this 10481-nucleotide messenger RNA. RefSeq names its product insulin-like growth factor 1b receptor (gene igf1rb). Bases 809 to 5065 code for a protein of 1418 amino acids. Gene Ontology annotation, molecular function: phosphatidylinositol 3-kinase binding; insulin receptor activity; ATP binding. The record is from RefSeq and is a predicted model, not a curated record. Gene Ontology annotation, biological process: positive regulation of MAPK cascade; positive regulation of phosphatidylinositol 3-kinase/protein kinase B signal transduction; glucose homeostasis. Lineage: Eukaryota; Metazoa; Chordata; Actinopteri; Carangiformes; Carangidae. Gene Ontology annotation, cellular component: insulin receptor complex; membrane; axon. The transcript is spliced from 21 exons.